Molecule: messenger RNA, 1860 nt
Organism: Penicillium antarcticum
Lineage: Eukaryota; Fungi; Ascomycota; Eurotiomycetes; Eurotiales; Aspergillaceae
Exons: 3
Coding region: 1-1860 (619 amino acids)
Source: RefSeq, a predicted model, not a curated record
AUGAUCUUCUUAAGUUUACGUCGUAUCAGGCGUUGGCUGCUUGGUACCGUCAGUCUAGUAUGGCAAGAAGAGAAGUACGAUCUACUCGGCAAAGGGAAAGAAAACAGCGCGAACUACCACUCUCAUCAUGGGAAAAGACUGUGCAGACUUGCCCUUACGGCAAUUUCAAUUACAGCUAUGAUUAUGUUCUUCGGUCCUCCAAUUCUGACCAGGCCAGAUGAAACACUAUGUCCACAUCCUGUCUUACAGCUCACAAGGAAUGCCCAAAACGCAUUCGACACGACUGUGAAAAAGCAGUCAAAAUCAUUUCAUGAGGCUGUUGCAGAAUACAAACGUCGAUACAACAUACCACCACCACCUCACUUUGACGUGUGGUAUAAAUUCGCUAGAGUCAAAGGGACAGUCCUGAUAGAUGAAUUCGACAUAAUCUAUCACGCCUUAUUACCGUUCUGGGGAAUCUCCCCAAGCGUCAUCCGCGAAAGAACAAGACAAGAUCUUGGAUACAAGGACAAUAUGUUCAUGGGCUGGUCUAUACGAGCCGGUAAACCGAUCUACACCGUCUUCGGUGAGCGCUACCAACGGGACGGCAUGAAGAUGAUCAUUGAUCAAUUCGCGGAAUGGUUACCUGAUAUGGAUAUGGCAUUUAAUGUUCAUGAUGAGCCGCGCGUUGUUGUUCCGCAUGAACAAUUGAAUCGAAUGGUCUCUCUUGGCGGAGAAGCUCAGAAUCGAUUGGCUCGGACAGCCUCAUCAAGGGGCACAUUUUCGAAGCAGGAAUAUGUAUCUGAAUGGGUAGCAUCAGUCCCGACGACCAGAUACAGUAACCUGGCACUACAAGAAAACUGGGCUCAUUCGAGCAUUUCUUGUGCUGCAGAUACCCCAGCGAGAAACCUAAACGGACAUGCUGAAGAUGACACAGCCUCUUAUGCAAUUGAGCCUUUGGGAUUUGUGUACAACCACACUGCGUUUAGCGAUGUUUGCAAGAAUCCAUCGCUGCGACACCGCUUGGGUCUCUUCAAGGGACCACAUGUCUUGAAGCUCACUAAUGAGCUUGCUCCUGUAUUCUCUGUGUCAGCGCCUUCUUCCUUCCAGGAUAUUCCAAUGCCGUCGAUGUGGUACUAUAAGGAUAAGAUGUCAUAUGAAGAGGAGAUUGACCUUGAAUGGAAAGAAAAGAAGGCUCAAUUAUACUGGAGAGGGGGCAACAAUGGGGCUCACACUAAGGAAGACUCCUGGCGCUGUCUGUUGCGUCAGCAAGUUGUGGGGAAUUUGACUCAUCCCACUGCUUCGCAAUAUAUCUUAAAACGUAAUUCAAGAUCAGCGACGUCAUCGUGCAGUGAUAUUGGCAGCAGCCAUGGAGUUGUUGAACAGAUUCAUCCAUCACAAUAUCGGGACCACUUCAAUCUCAGAUUCACGGAGAUUGAUUACUGCGAAGAUGGCUGCCAAUCACAGCUUGAAUUCUUCGGGGAGCCAGCUAGCUUCGAAUGGCCAAAAGAAGCAUGGCGGCACCGCUACUUGCUAGAUAUGGAUGGCUGGGCAUACAGUGGCAGAUUUUAUGCUUUCUUGCGCAGCAAGAGCUUACCUAUGAAACUAUCAGUCUUUCGUGAAUGGCAUCGAGAUAUCCUGGUCCCAUGGGUUCAUUACGUGCCCCUCAACAAGGAUGUGCGCGAAGUGCCCGAGUUGAUUCGAUACUUUGAACAUGACCCCACUGGACGAGUGAUUGCACAGACUAUAGCCGAAAACGGGAGAUUAUGGGCAAACAGGGCUCUCAGAAAGGAAGACAUAGAAGUCUAUAUGUUCCGCCUGUUCUUGGAAUUUGCACGUGUACAAGAUGAUAGUCGCGAGAUGCUCGCAUACAGUGAGUGA